This is a messenger RNA of Melozone crissalis (California towhee), 503 nucleotides long. It is a transcript of the gene SUPT4H1, whose product is annotated as SPT4 homolog, DSIF elongation factor subunit. Gene Ontology annotation, biological process: regulation of transcription elongation by RNA polymerase II; positive regulation of DNA-templated transcription, elongation; chromatin organization. The record is from RefSeq and is a predicted model, not a curated record. Gene Ontology annotation, cellular component: nucleus; DSIF complex. The transcript is spliced from 5 exons. The coding region runs from base 29 to 391 and encodes 120 amino acids. Gene Ontology annotation, molecular function: zinc ion binding; RNA polymerase II complex binding. Lineage: Eukaryota; Metazoa; Chordata; Aves; Passeriformes; Passerellidae.
CGCAGCCGCAGAAGGAGACCGGGCGGCGAUGGCCGCGAUCUCGCUGGAGACCGUCCCCAAGGACCUGCGGCACCUGCGGGCCUGCCUGCUCUGCUCCCUCGUCAAGACCAUCGACCAGUUCGAGUAUGAUGGCUGUGACAACUGCGAGACGUAUCUGCAGAUGAAGGGCAACCGCGAGAUGGUCUAUGACUGCACCAGCUCCUCCUUCGAUGGGAUCAUCACCAUGAUGAGCCCUGAGGACAGCUGGGUCUCCAAGUGGCAGCGGAUCAGUACCUUCAAGCCAGGUGUCUAUGCGGUGUCUGUGACCGGCCGCCUGCCCCAAGGGAUCGUCCGAGAGCUGAAGAGCCGUGGCGUGGCCUACAAGUCUCGGGACACAGCCAUAAAAACCUGAAGGGCCCUUGUGCUGCCUGGAGAUCCCAGUGCUGCAUGGAAGAAGCCCUGGGCACUGCUCCAAAACCUCUGAGCUUUAUCCUGUAGGGAAGUGGGUCUGGACUUGGGGUGUG